This is a messenger RNA of Bipolaris victoriae FI3, 180 nucleotides long. RefSeq lists its product as hypothetical. Gene Ontology annotation, molecular function: DNA-binding transcription factor activity, RNA polymerase II-specific; RNA polymerase II cis-regulatory region sequence-specific DNA binding. The transcript has 2 exons. Gene Ontology annotation, cellular component: chromatin. The annotation marks the transcript as partial. The record is from RefSeq and is a predicted model, not a curated record. Gene Ontology annotation, biological process: regulation of transcription by RNA polymerase II. NCBI's taxonomy places the organism in Eukaryota, Fungi, Ascomycota, Dothideomycetes, Pleosporales, Pleosporaceae.
AUGUUGAACAGAAAAAGACAAGAUUCAUUUUCUUGUUCGCAAUGUAAUCGAAAGUUCGGGCGCAAGGACCAUCUCAAUCGUCAUCUUCAUCGCCAUACCGGGAAUAAGUCGCUGCGAUGCACGAUAUGUACUGCAGUUUUUUCACGAAAGGACGCUUUGCUCCGACAUAGCCUCGUACAC